UCUGUCUCAUUGCGCAGGCCAACUGCCUCCAGUCGGUUCUGUGAAGUGCAAUGACUCCCUCAAUGGGACCCUCCCUCUCCCAAACACUUGUCAAUUUCCAGGGCCUGUUAAUAUCUCAUGUGGACAUUGCGGGACUGUUUAUGUUCCUCUUGGGACUCAAACCCAAAUGGAUGACUGCAAGCCCCCUAAACCCCCCAUCGAGACGAAGAUUUUUUGCAACUGCUUCGCUUAUUGCGAUGGUACAGCUGCACGCUACACCUUGGACGUACAGAUCACAGAUUCUGCACUGCACAUUUCAAACAUCUUCUCUCUGGUUAAACAGCUAAGACAUCCACCACCCUGUCACAACACCUCAGCGACAGGUCCCCCUAGUCCUCUGCUCAUCAUAUCGACUAUCUUUCAGUGUGCUUACGUGAAAUGCUUUAGCACGGAGACAAAUCUCCAAAGCUGCAGGGUUAUCGUGGGCCUUGGACAUUCAGUGCCUAUAUGUGCAGUCAGCACUGCAUUGAUGACUGUGAUCAGUGAUGAGCAUGGUAUUGACUAUGACGGAAAGGUGACACGAGCAGGUGAGUAGCCCCACCAUGGAAAGUGGAGGCAGAGAGCAUCUGUGUAGUUGUUCAUGUACGUUAUACAAUAUGUGUCUGGCUGCUUGUUUGUGUCCAUAUAUCUCACACAGGAAUUUGUAGCUGGACAGGAUCCAGUGGAGAUCUAUUGAAUUCGACCUUCAGCUCGGCGGAGAGCUGCCUCAACCACUCGGAGUUCUGGACGACUGUAGAGGAGAGCCAUGGCAAAUUUGUCUGCAAACAAGGAGAAGUUGUGUGCGUGCUCCCGAAUGAAAUGUGUGACAGAUACCCCACACCUCCUCUCACUUCACCCAGCCCAAUAGCCAGCACUACUUUGCCUGCAACAACAACACGGUCUCCUCCACCCAACACCACUCUACAACAAAACACCACCUCCCUCCCAUUGAACACAACAUUACCUCCACCCAACACCACUCUACAACAAAACACCACCUCCCUCCCAUUGAACACAACAUUACCUCCACCCAACAGCACCUCUACAGCGCCAAAUACUACAACCUCCGCUCCAAAUACUACAACAUCAGCUCCAAAUACUACAUCAGCAGCUCCAAAUACUACAACAUCAGCUCCAAAUACUACAACAGCAGCUCCUAAUACUACAACAUCAGCUGCAAAUACUACAUCAGCAGCUCCAAAUACUACAACAUCAGCUCCAAAUACUACAUCAGCAGCUCCAAACACUACAACAUCAACUCCUAAUACAAUAACAUCAGCUCCUAAUACAACAACAUUUGCUCCUAAUACAACAACAUCAGCUCCAAAUACUACAACAUCAGCUCCUAAUACAACAUCAGCUCCUAAUACAACAACAUCAGCUCCUAAUACAACAACAUCAGCUCCAAAUACAACAACAUCAGCUCCUAGUACAACAACGUCAGCUCCAAAUACUACAACGUCAGCUCCAAAUACUACAACAUCAGCUCCAAAUACUACAACAUCAGCUCCUAGCACCAUUGUCACAACACAAACCAACACAAUGACAACCAUCCACCCCAUUCAUCCAUCGCUAAACACCUCCACAACCAGGACCAUUGCGACAACCCCCCUGGGUAAUACCACUGCAAACUCAUCAACACCCGUCCUUCCACCAGUAAACACCGCAACAGCCUCCCCAAAGACCACCACAACAGCCGUGAUAACAACCACCGCAGGUAACCACUCAGCACAAAACACCACAGAAGCCAGUAAUGAAGAGCAGGCCAACCAGUUGCUGGAUCUGACAAGCGACGUGUCCAAGCUCAACUCCUCACAGGUGGACCAGCUGGUAUCCCAGCUAGAGGCCCUGCUUGCUGGGCCCAAUGUCAGCCUGGCUCUGGGGAAAACCUCUGUCACGAUCGUUAGCAACCUGCUGGGUGUCUCCUCUGACACCCUGGCCUCCUCCUCCACCAAGAUCAUUGGGAUUAUUGAUACUGUGGGCAUGAAGCUGAUUGUUCAGGAAGAGGCUACGAUUUUAACCGACUCGGUCGCUCUCGCCGUCAAAACGGUGGACGGCACUGAUUUCCAGCGAACAUCUUUCUCCAUCCGAGACCCCAACAGUGUGCAGAUCCGUGGAGACAACAGAGCCAGGAGGAGUGUGAGAGCAGAGGCUUCCUCCCUCCCUCAGGGGUCCGUCACGUUCCCCUCUUCCCUCACAGCGAACCUCUCCCCUGAGCAGCAGCUACAGGCCUCCAGACUCCAGUUCAACUUCUACCAGAAGAGCACUGCGUUCCAGGACCGAGCCCUGGGAGACAGCAAGCUGAAUAGUGGAAUCCUGGGGGCCAGUGUGGCCAACCUGUCAAUCAAGUCUCUGCAGGAGGACGUGGUCAUCACCCUGAGAAACACUGAACCUGUCUUAGUGAGUCAAGCAAACACCACACUGUACAUUUGAGUCAAAACCGCAUGCCCUGCAUCCUGGAUGUGACAUCUUUGAGAAAGCAUUUCAUGUCUGUCACCUUGUCAUCCUAAUGAAUCCUUGACACACUGUCGUCUAUUGAUCAUUUGUCCACACAGGCACAUUUCGUGGUGGCAUGUGUUUUCUGGGACUUUGGCAUGAAUGGUAAGCCUUCCGCUUGUGUCAAAUCAACAUCAGCUGUUGUGGUGAACUGCAGCUGGAGACUAACAGUGAAACGCUAACUUGCGGGUCCUUUUCCACCAACGCAGAGUUAAAGGUACAAAAUAGAAAAUAGAAAUAGUGAGACGUGAAACAAAUACACAGUGAAUAACGAAUCACAAUAAAGAUUUCAAAUGACACGGCUAUGUACAGGGAGUACCAGUUGGUACCAAGUCAAUGUGCAGGGGUACAAGGUGAUUGAGGUAGCUAUGUACAUAUAGGUAGGGGUAAAGUGACUGGGCAAUAGGAUUAGAUAAUAGACUGAGCUGUAGCAGCCGCAUAUGUCAUGAGUGUGAAAGUCUAUGUGUGUGAGUGUGUGUGUGUGUGUGGCAUCAGUAUGCAUGUGCGCGCAUGUUAUGGAUGUGCGGAUGUAUGUGUGUGUUGGUGUGUGUAUGUGUGUGUUGGGAUGUUAGUGUAAGUAUGUGUGAGCGUGUGGGUAGAGGCCAGUGUUGGUGCAUAGGGUCAGAUCAAAAGAGUUAGUUAAAAAAAGGGUCAAUGCAGGUUGUUCUGGUUGCCAUUUGAUUAGCUAUUUAGCGGCCUUGUUUAGCAGUCUUAUGGCUUGGGGGUAGAAGCUGUUCAGGGUCCUGUUGGUUCCAAACUCGGUGCACUAGUACCGCU
This is a messenger RNA of Oncorhynchus kisutch (coho salmon), 3291 nucleotides long. RefSeq names its product mucin-2-like. Lineage: Eukaryota; Metazoa; Chordata; Actinopteri; Salmoniformes; Salmonidae. Bases 838 to 2451 code for a protein of 537 amino acids. The transcript has 13 exons. The record is from RefSeq and is a predicted model, not a curated record.